Molecule: messenger RNA, 1272 nt
Organism: Xiphias gladius (swordfish)
Lineage: Eukaryota; Metazoa; Chordata; Actinopteri; Istiophoriformes; Xiphiidae
Gene: slc10a4
Product: solute carrier family 10 member 4
Exons: 3
Coding region: 1-1272 (423 amino acids)
Biological process (GO): bile acid and bile salt transport
Cellular component (GO): membrane
Molecular function (GO): bile acid:sodium symporter activity
Source: RefSeq, a predicted model, not a curated record
AUGGAGAACUCCAGCCUGUUGGGCGGCGACGCACAAAAAGCGGGCUUGAUAGGCGUCCUUAGGUCGGACACUUUGAAGGAAGUUGUGGGUUCUCCGGAGGAUUUCGCCAUGGCCGGAUUAGGAGUGGCCGGUGGUGCCUUCUUUCUUGAAGGCAGCCCUUUCAGGACUGCCGCGGGAGCGGAGUUUAUGGCCGCUCCGCCGACGGAGCCCGCUCACCUGAUGCCUGCCUUUUGGGACUCACCGCUCAGUCACGGAAUCAAUGUAUUUGUGGGACUUGUCCUUUGCUUCACCAUGCUGGGGCUGGGCUGCACGGUGGAGGUCAGCCAGCUCGGAGAACACAUCCGCAGACCCAUCGGGGUGCUGCUGGCACUGGUGUGUCAGUUCGUUAUCAUGCCCUUGGUGGCCUUUCUGCUGGCUUUAGCCUUCUCUCUGGAGGAUGUGCCCGCGAUGGCUGUUCUCCUCUGCGGCUGCUGUCCGGGAGGAAACUUAUCAAACAUCAUGUCUCUGCUGGUGCACGGAGAGAUGAAUCUAAGCAUCAUCAUGACCAUAUCGUCCACUCUCCUAGCGCUCGUGCUGAUGCCGCUGUGUCUGUGGAUCUACAGCCGGGCCUGGAUCAACACGCCCGUGGUCAACCUCAUGCCCUUCGGGGCCAUCAUCCUGACCCUGUGCAGCACUCUCAUCCCCAUUGGUUUAGGAGUUAUGCUGAGGUACCGCUACACGCGGGUGGCCGACAUUGUUUUAAAGGCUUCCCUGUGGUCCCUGCUCGUCACCCUUAUAAUGCUCUUCAUCCUGACUGGAGCGAUGCUGGGGCCAGAGCUGCUGUCCACCAUCCCGCCCUCUGUCUAUGUGGUGGCCGUCCUGAUGCCUCUGUGCGGCUACGCUGCAGGUUACGGCCUGGCCGUGCUCUUUGACCUGCCACCCAACAGCCGGAGGUCAGUCUCGCUGGAGACCGGGUGCCAGAACGUGCAGCUGUGCACUGCCAUCCUGAAGCUGGCCUUCCCCCCUCAGCUGAUUGGGGGGAUGUACAUGUUCCCUCUCCUGUACGCCUUGUUCCAAGCAGCCGAGGCCGGCAUCUUCAUCCUGGCCUACAGGAUGUACAGGAAGCAGGUCCUACACAAACCAGAGCGAGCGGGGCACGGCGAGGACACGGAUGUAACAUAUCAAAGGUUUCAUGACGACGAGGACUUUGACUCAUCUUAUGGUGCUGUGACAGUGAGUGACCCAAACACCAUCAUGUUGGACCCCUGUCCUCCUGAUCCAACCCCUGUUUAA